AAUAAACUGUUUAAUGCCAACACCAUCCACAUUUCAAUUUCCGUUUUCCAAAUGGAAAACCCAUGGCAGUAGUAGACGAGGGGAGUUCUCAGAAUACCCUAAGAUAUUAGGAAGAAAUUCUCCACGGUGAGGGCGAUCCCUGUCAGCCAUGGAGGACAGGUAUCCCCUCACGGAAGAUGUGGGAUGCUACCCAGGCAAACGGACAGCCAUGGAGAAAGGUGUCGAGCAAUGGAGGGAAUGAGGCGUGCUGGACUUGAUGCACAAUAGUGACAAAAAGAGGGCAGAUCGACACUGGCUGCUGGGAGGAAAUUCUUUCAAAGGUUGCCCAGAGAAGCUGUGGAGUUGCCUGGAACUGCCUGGAAGCCUCCUGCCUGGAAGCCAAGGGCCCACGCCCACAGCCGCCAUCAGGCGGUGAGCGUGAUGUCACAGUGGGUGUCAGGGAGCGGCCAUUGUGACGCGCGAAGCCUGGAGCAGAGCAAAGGCUGCCGGGCUCAGCCUGAGCGUCAGUGCGGCCUGGCGAGGCGUGGAGAGAGCAGGGACUCUCGCAGUGCUCGCUGUUAACGCACAUCAUGUCCGACAGGAAGCGGAAGGCCUCCAGCCCGGAGGAGCCAGUGUGCGUGCUGUGUGGCCGGGCAGGUGGUGACCCGGACAUCUUUGGGCGCACUAUUGGCGACGGUUCCGUUUGUACCCAUGAGUUCUGCUUGAUUUUUGCCCAUAUCGCUUUCGAAGAAAGACCCCCAGGAGAGGAAUCUAUGGCCUUUGACCAUGCUGUCCUCGCACACAGAGUCAAGCAGGCAAACCAGAAGCAAUGCUGUGUUUGCGGCGAGAGGGGGGCUGCCAUCACAUGCGCAGAGAGCGGCUGUGAACGCAGCUUCCAUCUGCCCUGCGCUGCGGAUGGCGAGUGCAUCACCCAGUACUUCGGAGAGCACAGGUCCUUCUGCUGGGAGCACCGCCCUCGACAGGCAGCAGUGGCAGCUCCAGCUGAAGACACCUCCUGCGUCAUCUGCCAGGAGACCGUGGGGGACUGCCCGUCCUACCACACCCUGGUGUGCCCAGCGUGCACACACACCUGGUUCCACCGGGCCUGCAUCCAGCAACAUGCCUUGAAUGCUGGCACGGUGUGCUUCCGCUGCCCCGCUUGCAGAGACAGUACCGUCUUCUGCACGGAAAUGUCCACCAUGGGGAUCCAAAUCCCAGCCAGAAGACCGCUAUGGGAAGACAAUCGCAUGUAUACAUCACUGCUGGAGAGGCACAGGCGCUGCGACGCCAGGAAGUGCCUUUACCCCCGAGGCAGACGGCAGGCAGAUCUAAGGGGGCCCUGGCAGCUGAUCCUGUGCAGCUCCUGUGCUGCUGUGGGCACCCACCGACGGUGCUCCUGCUUGAGCAACACAACCACCACCUGGGAGUGCGACAGCUGUGCUGGCCUGGGUACCGCCUCCAGCACCAUCGCCCAGCUCGCUGCACUCAGUGCUGCCAGCCAGCAGGGCCUGGGGACAUCCCACAGCCGCCAGGAGCCUGAGGACAGCUGCUCCGGUCCCACCAUCCAGCCAGCGUCGGGACCAUCACACAGUUCCCAGCUGCCGGAGCUCAGCUGCCAGACAAGUGUGCUGGGCACAGAACACGGGACAACCUGCUCAGCUUUUCCUGACCCUCAGGACGCACCUGAGCAGUGCCAAGCACGCUGUGGGAGCAGACAUACACCCACCCCCGGCACUGGAAGCAGCUCCCGCCCAUCCACCACACAGGGCACAUUGGGAUCCUCCAGAGCAGCCACAGCGCCUGCGCGCAGGAGGCGUCCCAGGCAGCGGGGAACAAGCCGGACACGGAGCCGCUCCCCGCUGCAAGGUCCGGCUCCUCGUUCCCACAGCCGGACCAGAAGACCUCAAGGCUGCAGGAGAACAGCAGCUCCAGCUCCUCAGAACAGCACCCACAGCACCAGCAGAGCAGCCACACAGAGGACCUUGAGGGCUUCCCUGCCUUCACACACUGGGGAACGGCCCAGGCAGCCAGGGGAGGCCCGCAUGCAGAGACGUUCCUCAGUGGCACAUCGAGCCCCUCAUGUCAGCAGCCAGCCCUGAGGAGGCUGCAGGACACGGUUCCAACAGUGGCGGCUAUCCUGGGCACAAAAUCACUCCUGGGUCCAACAUCCAAGCCAACAUCCCCCCGCAGUCAGCCCCCCAAAAUAUGGCACGGAAACAGCCCUAUGCCAGCUCCAUGUGCUGACUCUAAUCCCUAUAUCCAACACAAUAAACCCAACCAUCCCACACACACUUCUCUGACUGACGCUUCUUCUCUGCUUGUCCUGACAUGGGCAGACGUGGGCGCUGGGACAUAGAUUGGUGGAGCCACACUCCGCCGUCCUUGCAGGAAAGGCACCAGGAGACACUCUACAAGUAGCAGUGGGUCAUCUACCCUCUAGCAGUCAGACGUGAGGGGGGAACUCAGGGAUUGCGAGGGAUGGAAACGACUGCCUGCUCAGGGCAGCAAGCAGACUGCCUCGCUGCCUGUGCCACCUGCCCAGGUGCCCGUUGUUCUCUUGGGGAGACCUCACUGUGGCCUUCCAGUACUUGAAGGGAGCAUAUCAACAGGAGGGGUAAGACUGUUUGCAAGGAUGGAGAGUGAUAGGACAAGGGGGAACGGUUUUAAACCGAGACAGGGGAGGUUUAGGUUAGAUAUUUGGUGGAAGCUUUUCACACACACGGUGGUGGCACACUGGAACAGGCUGCCCAAGAAGGUUGUGGAUGCCCCACUUCUAGAUGCAUUCAAGGCCAGGCGGGAUGUGGCUCUGGGCAGCCUGGUCUGCUGCCUGGCGACCACCUACACAGCAGGGGGACUGAAACUCGAUGAGCAUUAUGG
Messenger RNA from Gallus gallus (chicken), 2856 nucleotides. Its product is annotated as PHD finger protein 7-like. The transcript has 9 exons. Bases 570 to 2078 code for a protein of 502 amino acids. Gene Ontology annotation, cellular component: nucleus. The record is from RefSeq and is a predicted model, not a curated record. NCBI's taxonomy places the organism in Eukaryota, Metazoa, Chordata, Aves, Galliformes, Phasianidae.